UAAAAAAUAAACCCAUGGCCAUCGGAACCCCAGAAUCCUUACCGACGGUCCUCCACCUCUUCACCCUCAUCCUGCUUACAACGCCACAACCCUCCCACUCUCUUCCCAUCCCUACAACCUCCUUCCACUUCCUCUUCUCACUCUCUCAUUCUCUCCUCAGCCGUGUCGCCAACCUACGCGCCGCCCGUGGUGACAUUUCCGGCUCAAUCAGGGCUAGAUCCAUAGCCCAGAAGAUCGAGAAACAUAGCCAUGGGUUUAGCUUCUAUGGGGUCAUGUGGUCUGUUGGCUGGGAUUACUUGAAGAACUACGCAUGGCGAGAUGUAGGAAUGGCGUCGUUUGGUGCUGUGUCCGAUAUGAACGAGUUGAUGAGAGGUUUGAAUGAGUUGACUCGGUUGGAAUCGGAGGUAGAGCGAUUAGCGUGGGUGCGUCGGAAUUAUGGUAGUGUGCUUAAGGUGUCCAAGUCCCUGUUGAAUCGCUUACUUAAAGUGUUCAAUCAAUCGGGUCCAUUGAAGGAUGCAGUUGAGAUGGUAAGAACAGAAAUUGUGGAUGGUGGGUUGCUAAGGGACUGCCUUGAAUUGGGUAGCAGUGAUUUGAAGGGUGUGAUUCAAAUAUUAAAAGAUGUCGCUUCACAGUACUCGUCUACCAGCAGCAAGACCGAGUUAUGAGCAAGUAUCCUGCCUCACUUGUAUGUAAAGUGAACAUCUGAUACAUUUCCUUGGAUUAAAGGUUUAGUAUUUCCAACUUGUACAUUUUUUUUUUUGAAGUAUAUAAUAUUUAUAUACGGUAAAUAGAACAAAUAAACUCACCCACCCUCCUCACCUUUGGUGAGGUUUGAAC
Cynara cardunculus var. scolymus (artichoke) is the source of this 837-nucleotide messenger RNA. RefSeq lists its product as uncharacterized. Lineage: Eukaryota; Viridiplantae; Streptophyta; Magnoliopsida; Asterales; Asteraceae. Bases 15 to 665 code for a protein of 216 amino acids. The transcript has 2 exons. The record is from RefSeq and is a predicted model, not a curated record.